Molecule: messenger RNA, 10398 nt
Organism: Xenopus tropicalis (tropical clawed frog)
Lineage: Eukaryota; Metazoa; Chordata; Amphibia; Anura; Pipidae
Gene: prr12
Product: proline rich 12
Exons: 14
Coding region: 466-7740 (2424 amino acids)
Source: RefSeq, a predicted model, not a curated record
UCCUCCUCCUCCUCUUCCUCCUCCUCUGUGUGGUAGCAGGAGGGGAGUCUCUGCCUCUGUCUGCCUUUCUCUCUUUCUCUCUCUCCUGCCUUCCUCCCCUCCCCCUUUGUACAGUUCACUGAAAUGUAUGCUGGGAAGCUGAAAUAGACACAUAGAGAGGGUUGCAAAAAUGGCUGCACCAUGAAAAAAAAACCAAAAUACAUUUGCAAUCCGGAGAAAGAAGGGCUUCUCACCGAGCCUUCCAGGAGCCUGAGCAGCUAGUCGACGGGGUCUGCAAGAGGGGGGGCCCUUAGGAACCGUAUUCGACUUUAUUUUCCCUUUUUAUUUCAUUAUUUUAUUAUUUUUUUCUACUGCUGGGUCAGAGGAGAAAGAGGAGAGGAAGAGAAAAGGGAGCAGGGGCAAUUAGCCUGGCACUGGGGAGACGCAGCGGAGGGAUACAAAUCCACAGAAAGAACAAAGAAAUUAAUGGAUAGAAAUUAUCCGACCGCUGGUUUUGGAGAUCCACUGGGGGCUGGCACAGGAUGGAGCUACGAAAGGUCGGCAAAGGCAAGUUUGGUGUACGGAAGUUCAAGAGGCUCCCACCCAGAGACAGACAUCCUACACAGACAGGCGUACGCAACCCCUCACCCAUUACAGGGCUAUGCUACCAAUCACCAUCCUGCAGGACUGUCUGGGUUGUUUGAGACUGGCCUCCAUCAUGCCAGCAGUGCCACUCCAGAUGCUUCCGUCAUGAACCUCAUCUCUGCCCUUGAGUCUCGAGCCCCUCAGCCCGGACCAUCGGCCUCCUCCUUGCUUUCCCAAUUCCGCACACCCUCAUGGCAAACAGCCAUGCACACGCCGGCUCCGGCAGAACUCUUUAUAUCAGGAGCCAUUCCAGGAUCCGGUACAUUUCCCUCAUCCUCUGCUCUUUCUGCAUACCAACACCCAGCAUCAUUCAGUGGUAGAAGCUUUCCUGUAACCUCUUCCUUGACACUUCAAGAUGCAACCUUCAGCCCCACAUCAAAUGGACUCCUUUCUCCUCAUGACCCUCUCUUGCAUAUAAAGUCAUCCCAGUCCUCCGUUCCUUCUUCCCUCAGUUUUGAUCGCCUUGGCAGCACUGUUUUAGGUACUGGAUUACCUUCCCAGAGCUCUGCCUAUCGCAGUGCCCAAGAAUCAGCCUCACGUCACCUUCCUUCUCAGUUCAACCUGUUAUCCUCCUCCUUGGGCCCCUCAGAACAAACAUCCCAGCUCUAUAAUGCUUCAGUGUUUUCAAGCUCUCCUGCCUCAUCAAUUGAAAGGGCCAUGCCCCGACAAGACAGUGUCAUUAAGCACUACCAGCGACCUUCCAGUGCCCAGUCUCAGCUACCUUCGGCUGCAGCAGCUGCACACUCACUUCAGCACUAUCUCAGCUGUGGAGGGAGCUACCAGCAGAUGCAACAUCGUUCCACUUUGUCAUGCAGCCCUCUGGGGGACCAGUCACCUGUUAGCAGCGAGGGAUCACAGCAAAAAAAUUCACAGGCACGGCAAGAACAGUCUCAGAGCUACAGACCCAUAAUUCAGUCCCCUGGGUAUACCACCUCAUCAUCUUCCAAUAAGUCGAAAAGCUAUUCUGCUUCUAGGCAAACUCCCAGAUCCACAGCCACUCCAAAGUGCCAAAGCAUUGCCACCACCGGGCAGACACACAAUUACUCUUCCUCCACUCCAAAGCCCAGCUCUGUUAUAUCAAGCCAGUCUCAGGCUUACUCCCCAGGGCAGCCCCAAAAUCUUCUUUCCAUGUCUCAGUCCCAAAACUAUGCUGUCACUCAGUCCCAAAACCUCUCUGCUGUGACUCAGUCGCAAGGCUUUACAUCCAGCCAAGCCCAAGAUCUGACUAGUGGGAGCAAGUCACAAAGCUACACUACUAGCCAGUCACAAGGUUUGCAGACCUGUGUGAGUCAAAAUCAAACAUACUCCCCAGAGCAGUUGCAGGGGUUGUCAUCUGUGGGUCAAAUCCCAAGUUACAGUGUGCAGACUGAAUCUCAUGUGUCUGUCAGUCAAGCUCCAAGUUAUGUCCCUGCUCAUUCACAAGGUUUACCAACUGCUAGCCCUUCCCUUAGCUACAGCACCUGCCAUUCCCCAGCAAUGUCUAGCCACUCACAGUCUAUUGGUUAUUCUUCCGUCAGCCACGCCCAAAAUCUAUCUGAUUCAAGCCCCUCUCAGAUAAUCCGACCCUUGCAGUCUCCAACAUCAAACCGUUCUCAAAGUGUGGCUUCCCCUGGACAGUCACAGAAGUAUUUAACAUCAGUCCUUUCACCUUCCUUCAUGCAAGCUUCUCAUUCACAAAGUUAUCAGAACUCCCAGCCACCCUUAGAAAGAACAUCUUCCUACAGCAAACCAAAAUCCGACUCAGACCUUCUCUCCACAGAACGGACUGAUGAUGAAGACUUUCUUAUACAGCACCUGCUACAGUCACAAAGCCCUCCACGUGUGUCCUCUGAAAGUCUGGUGGAGUGCGAGGAAAGAUCAAAUAAAAAUUUAGGUUAUGAGAUGAGUAAGACUGAGGAAAGGUAUCACCUACAAAGUGUUAUAAGGACUAAUUCAAACAUAGAUAACCAAGGGUUGGAGAUGUCUCUUCAAAGCUUAAAAGACAAGAAAAAAAGUGACCGUCAUAAGGAAUAUGCUAAUGCAAGGUCAACUCCUGAAACCUUGGGGACAUCUGUUGUCCAUUACAGCCAUCAGACAGGUCCUAUGGAUUCCUACGCUCAGGACAUCAAAAAGUCAGUGGAACAUCUUCCACACAUGGACAACUCAACUAAAGACUUGAAUUCGGCUCAUUCAUAUCUUCAAAAAACACCUGAGCAUGCAUCACAGGCCCACAGAAUGGUAGCUGAGAGUCAGUCGAUGGAGACCCAUAGCAUGCUUCAAAGCCAACAAGGCACCCCAUUGAUGAUGGAUAACUCUCCUGAUCUGCCUCUUUCUCUAACCCACCAGCCCACCACCCAACAGUCACAACUCCUGCAAUCUGUUCUAACCCACACACAGAGUCAGCUGCAGGCACAUCAGAGGAAAGUACAGACACCCAUGGAUGUGCGUCUUUUGGAGUCACAAAGGAUCCAAGCUGAAGCACAAUCUCCCCAGCUACAGAUGCAACUGCAGUCACAUCCUUUGGAGGCUCAUUUACAGUCACAGCAAAUGCAAGCUCAUGUUCGCUCACAGUCUAUGGAGGUACAUUCACGUUCUCAGUCAAUGGAGGCACAGUUAAUGGAUUCACAUCAGAUCCAAACAGACCAGCAAUCACCGCAACUUCAGGCACAGUUGCAGUCAGAGCGCAUGCAAGCAGAAAUGCAGCCAGAGAGGAUGCAAGCAGCACUUCAGUCUGAGGGCAUGGAGGGACUUCCACAGAAUGAUGGCAUGCAAGCUUUAUCAAGACCUCAAGAAAUCCAGGAUUUCCUGGAACCUGACCUAAAUUUAGAGACCCAUUUGGGCCAGACAAGCUCUGUGUCAUCUCAGCAGCACCUCAUGCCUGAUAAUGGAGAGGGUUUGCGCUUAGAUGGAGACUCUUCCCAGCAGGUUCCCCAACCUCAAAUGGAACCUAAGGAUCAGUUUGACAGCCCAAGUCCUCAAGGAUCCAAGCAACGCUUUGUUCCUUUGACAUCCAUCUGCUUUCCUGAUUCUCUUUUGCAAGAUGAAGAAAGGAGCUUUUUCCCUGGAAUGGAAGAUAUGUUCUGCCCUCCUCCAUGUGGAAAUGAUGAGUUUCCUAAGUCAAGUUGUGGGGAUGAUGGUUCUCAGAACAUGGACAGAAAUGAGGCAAUGAAGAACAGCUAUGAAAUGAUGCAGUCUAAUCAGAGUUAUUCAGGUUACUGCACAUCUGAAAAUAAUGACAAUCAACAAAAUGUCCACUUAGGUCUAGAUUCUGUAUCUGUGAAACAUGAGUUGCCAUCCACUGUAAAUACAGAACAACUAGGUCUGAUUCAGUCAAGUCAUACUCAGCAAUCUUCAGAAGUGAAACCUGGCUUGACCUCACCCAUCUUUUGCUCUUCCAAACCCAAAAAACUUCUAAAGACGUCAUCCUUUCACCUGCUGAAAAAAAGGGAACCCUCUUUCCAGCCUCCUAAAAAGAACUAUGCCCAGGAGUACGAGUUUGAAGAUGAUGAAGAUAAGGAAGAUGUUCCUGCAGACAUCCGAUUAAACAGCCGUAGGCUACCUGAUCUUCUCCCAGAUCUUAUCUCUAGCUGUCGUACUCGGCCAAACAUUAGCCCCAUGGGAGAUAUUGACUUUUGUCCACCCCAUAUUGAUGGACCAAAGAGAAGAGGCCGAAAACCCACCAAACCAAAAAGAGAGGGUCCCCCACGGCCCAGAGGUAGACCAAGAAUUAGACCACUGGUUGAAUCUCACCCAGUGGGGCAUGAUGGUAUUAGAAGACCUCGUGGCAGAGGAAGAGGGAGAGGCAGAAGAAUGGUAGAUGAUGGAAGAGAAUGUAUGGCUAUGGAACCUUUAAAACCACUAAAGAUCAAACUACAGGUGCCAAAAGAGAAUGAUACUUUGCAGAUGGAACAAGCUGAGAUGCUCCCUCCUCCCCAGGAAAAUGCAUUGGACAACAGCCAGACUCGGGAGAAGAUCAAGCAGAAGAUCAAGGAGGUUGAAGAAAAGCAGCCAGAAAUAAAAUCAGGCUUCAUGGCCUCAUUCCUGGAUUUUCUCAAAUCAGGCAAGAGGCAGCAGCUGCCCACCGCCAAUACAAGUCCCUCAAAGAACCGGCCACCAUCUGCACAACAAGCCUCUCAGGCUUCGUUUGGAAUGGCCUCUCAAAUGCUAUCUGGUACUCUAGACUCAGCAGAGAGCGAUAGCCUGGUGAUGAGUUGCACCAGCCCCUGCAAAAGGCUGGAUGAUGAGUUGAAGCGAAAUUUGGAAACUCUACCUUCUUUUUCUUCAGAUGAGGAGGAUUCAGUCAGCAAAAACCAAGAUCUGCAAAAGAGCAUCUCGUCGGCCAUCUCUGCUCUCUAUGACCCGACUGACCGCAAGGAAGUAGAGAACACAGCACCCCCAGUGGUCGAGGAAAAAGUGUCCAUCCCCGUGCCAUCAGAACCUUCACCCCAGGAGGAGACAGAAGCUCCGGAAUCUCCACCAUCGCCUCAAGAAACGCCUGCUCCACCCCCACCUGAGGAACCCCCUGCCCAAGCAUCUCCAGAGCAGGAAGAACCUGAAGACUCCAGACCUCUUCACCUUGCCAAGAAACAGGAGAGUGCAGCCAUCUGUGGAGAGACAGAUGAAGAGGAUGUCGAGAGCGGUGGUGAGGGCAUCUUCCGAGAAAGGGAUGAGUUUGUGAUCCGGGUUGAAGAUAUCCAGGCUCUCAAGCUGGCACUACACACCGGAAGGGAGCCACCUCCUAUCUGGAGAGUCCAGAAAGCCUUGUUGCAAAAAUUUACUCCUGAGAUCAAAGAUGGUCAGCGACAGUUCUGUGCCACAAGCAACUAUCUAGGAUAUUUUGGCGAUGCCAAGAACAGGUACCAGCGCCUGUAUGUCAAAUUCCUGGAGAAUGUCAACAAGAAGGACUAUGUCCGGGUGUGUUCAAAGAAGCCUUGGCACCGCCCUCUGCAAACCAUGAGGAGGCAAAGUCAAACAAAGGCACCUGGAGGUAAAAGUCCUGUGGUGAUUCCCAAGCUAGAAAAAAUGGAGAAACCGGAACGCUUGCCAAAGAUGGAGACAUUGAGCAGGCCAGAAAGGCCAGAAGCUUUAGAGAAGGCAGAAAGAGUUGACAGACCAGAAAAAUUAGAAAGAGAGGAGACUUCUGAGAAAUUGGAGGAUAUUCCUAAACUAGAAAAGAUUGUUUCUGAGGAAGAACAAGAACAAGCACCGGGGAUAAAUUCAGUGGAGGAUGUACCUCUAGGAGAUAUAGAGAAAGUAGGGGCCAUAAAGAAGAUAGAAAAGGCUGAGCCAGUGGCAAAGAUGGAGAAAUUAGAACCUGUUCAGAAGAGUGAGACAGAAGAUACAGGGGCAAAAACAGCGAACAGUGAACCUUUGUUGAAGGAAAAAAAUGGACAAAAUGCAAAGCAGGAGAAGACAGAACCCGCAGUUUCAAAAGGAAAGAUUGAGCCAAUAACCAAGGCAGAAAAGGUUGAUCAAACUGUAAAGCCUGAAAAAGCAGAAACUGCAAUAAAGGCAGAUAAACCUGACAAUACUGUAAAACCAGAGAAAGGUACAUUUUCUGUAAGGCAGGAAAAGCAAGAGCCUAUUGUAAAGGCUGAGAAAAACACCCCUGGUGGUAAACAGGAGAAAUCUGAACCUGUCACCAAGCUAGAGAAUUCAGAAAUGAGAAAGGCACCAAAGGCGGAGUGUGUUGGAAAGUUAUCAUUGCCGGUUGAGAAGCCUGAAAAUGUAGAGGCAAUGGAUACGCUAGAGCAUGAGUUAGAGGAAAAGCCUGCAGUAUCGGAGCAAAUUAGCCAAACGGAGCAAGCGGAACCAAGCAAUACAACAGAGAAAAGUGAACCAACUGAACAGUCUGAGAAGGUGGAGGCAGCAAAGAGGGUGGGGCAAGAGGAACAACAGGAAAAGGGCACGAGAACUGAUAAAUUAGAAAAACCCAAUAAGUUGGAGAGGAUAGACAAAGUUUCCAAGGUAGACCGCUUAGAAAAGACUGGCAAGGUGGACCGGCUGGAGAAAGCUUCAAAAGGGGAUCGACCAGACAAAGCCUUAAAGGUUGAUCGUUGUGAAAAACGUGCAAAAGCUGAUCGUACAGAGAAACCAACAAAGGUAGAUAAAAAUGAGAAAACAGUACGAGUAGAAAAAACAGAAAAGCCAACCAAAAUGGAAAAAACUGAGAAAGCCACCAGGGCAGAGAGGUCUUCUAAAAUGGUCAGAACAGAAAGGCCUUCAAAGAUGGAUAAACCAGAAAGACCUGAAAAAAUGCCCAGGUUGGAAAAGAUUGAAAAGUCACCAAAGCUUGAAAAAGCGUCCAAGAAUGAUAAAAUAGAAAAGCCAGAAAGAUCGCCACGAGCAGAGAAAGAAAAAAUGGAAAGACACGUCCGAAUAGAGAAAGUAGAAAAGGUAGAGCCACCACCAAAAGCUGCUUUGAAGCCAAAGCACAAACAGGUAAAAGUGAAGGCAGAGCCGCCACCCAAAAAGAGGAAAAAAUGGCUUAAGGAGGUUGCAUCGUCCUCUGAUUCAGACUCUUCUCCUGACCAGCAGAGUGAAGAAGAACGUGUUCCUGUAGGCCGUGUAUUAAACACGCGAGCUAUGAAAGAGAUGUUCCGGAGUUACAUUGAAAUGCUAGUCAGCACAGCUUUGGACCCAGACAUGAUCCAAGCAUUAGAAGACACUAGUGACGAACUGUACCUUCCACCCAUGAGAAAAAUUGACGGCAUUGUAAAUGAGCACAAGAAGAAAGUGCUAAAGAAGAUCUCUCUCGGCUCAUCAUUUCAGGAGGCAAUACACACGUUCCCUCAGCUUAACAAUGAGCCAGGAGAACCUACAACCAGAAUGAAACCCGGGGGAGAACCUUAUAACCGCAAAACACUCAACAAAUUAAAAAAGAAUGUAGCUAAACCACAGGAGUUUAAGGUGGAUGCCGAGAAGUCACUUUUUUACACUCUGUACCAUUCCCUCCAUCACUACAAGUAUCACACCUUCCUCCGUUGCAAACAAGAGACCAAUGCAAUAGAAGAACAGAAUGACGACUUGGGACAGGAGGAGGUGGUGCAGCAAUGCAUGAGGAACCAGCCAUGGCUCGAAAAACUCUUCGAUUCCUUCAUCGACCUACUCACGCAAGCACAGAACAAGUGCGCGUGAACUAGUAGCUGAAAAUAAUAGACCAGAAUAAAAAUGACAGUGGGAAUUCAGAUUGUAAAAGUAAAAAAACAACUGACUAAAAACAAAAAAGAAAGAUGAGCGAGUGAGAGACAUGCCAGGCAGAAAAUGCAAAGCCCUUUAUCCUGGACUGACUUUAUUGCCAUGGCAACUGGCUGAGGCAGUGAUUAGGGGACUGGAUGACGUAAGUUUUGCAGGCCUCAGCUUGACUUUGCAGGCCGUGGAAUAGUGAAGAUUCUUUGAAUCAAGGGGGUUCUUUUAUUCUAUUGACUUCUGUCUUCUUCCUCUGUUCUCUACCCAUCUCUCCAAAACAAAACAAAAAACAGGGGGAGACUUCACUAGUUGUAUGUGGUCAUUUUAUUUGCCCCAGUUUUUCUCCACUCUCCGUCCCAUCCCGUCACGCCGUAAGAAGGAUCUCGUGACUCGGCAGAUCCGCUUCCAGUGACUGACGUAUUCUGACAGGAGCAGGCGGGGAGCGGGGGACUAUGGCCUCUCAUUAUUUAUUGGGAAGCAUGUGUGUAAAUGUGUUAGUGUAUGUGUGUCUGUAUGGAUGGAAGAUCCAGAAUCCCUAUUACUUUGCUAUUUUUACGUAUCAUUGUUUUGGAUUAACAAACCUUUUCACAGAGAGCAAAAGUGGCCUAAAAGGCAGGUGUCUGAUUUGCAUCUGAAGCUCGCUCACCCUUAGAAAUAUAGGUGACCCAAGGUCUGGGCUGGGAGUCAAAAUAGGCCCUGGCAUUUAACUUACACAGAGGCCCACAGCCCAAUAAAUAGUGACUGUCUAUGGCAUCUUACAGCAGCCCCUCUGGCAUUUGCCAGAACCCACUGAUUGCCAGUCCGGGCCUGGGUGACCUCCAUGUAUAUAAUGGUUUUCCUUUAUUUCCUUCAUUUAAAAUGGCUGCUAGAAGGGAUCUAACAACCUUGUAUUAAAUCAGAGCUACAUUUGGAAAACAUGGAUCCUGAAUGGCCAAGGCACAUGUUGACACUUGGGUCAAGGUGCCAUUUUGAAGUCAUGUUGGCUGCAAAAGAGCAGUGUAGGUAUCCUGCAACUGCAGCAGUGCUACAAGAUUGCCCUGUAGGGUUGGGUGCCGUAAAGGAAUAGUGACACCAAAAAAUGAAAGGUAAUUAAAAUAUAAUGUAAUGAUUCGCUGCACUGGUAAAACUGUUUGCUUCAGGAAAACUACUAUAGUUUAUAUAAAUACCCCGCUGUGUAGCAAUGGGGGCAGCCAUUUAAGCUGGAGAAAAGGCACACGUUACACAGUAGAUGACUGAUAAAACUCCAUUGUAUUCUACAGAGUUUAUCUGUUAUCUGCUAUGUAACCUGUACCUUUUCUUCUUUUUUCCAGCUUAAAUGGCUGCCCACAUGGCUACACAGCAACUUAUUUAUAUAAACUACAGUAGUCUUUCUGAAGCACCCAACUUGUACAACUGCAGGGCAGCAGUACAUUAUAAUUUAAUUACUUUUGAUUUUCAUUUUUUUGAUGUUACUGUUCCUUUAAGUCUUCUGAAUGCACCUUUCCCCUCCACUCUUCGUUGCCAGUCGGAAUAUUUAUUCAGAUGAAUACAACACAAAGCUGCUUAGUAGCUCACCAGCGAAGCUCAUAAAGCUUUGUUAAUCCAAUAUCAGACUAUUUUUUUUAAACAUUUUUAUGAGUAUUAUGUACUACACCCCUCAACAUUAAAAUAGCAAAGUGCUAUUACGUGCUGUUAGUAUGUAGAAGAUGGCAUAUACUGGCCUCGUCUGUACGCUGCAUGCUGUAUAUGAGGGGCGCCUACCUGUGGCCCCCUGUUGUUCUACAGCUCCCAGCGCAAGUGGGUCAGAGUAUUGCUAGAGGGGGGGUGCCAGAGAACGGGAUCCUUUCUUUAUAUCCUUGAUGCCAUUUUAGAGUGCAAGCUGAUUUUUAUUUUUUCAGUAGCGGCGAGUUUUUAUUCUAUAUCAUUUUUCUCUCUUUCACCAUCACUGAUUCCGUUUUCAUUGGAAAAAAAAAAACCCAGAGAGAUGCAGCUUUUCAUCUUCUCCAUCAAAAAUGUGUUAAAGUUCCGUGUUCAGUCAUUCAGUCCGAAUUAGUCGUGUAUUCUUCCUCAGUGGGCAGGAAAGGGGUGGUAAGACUGCUACCUAAAUAAAAAAAUAAUUAAAAAAUGUAAAAAAAAAAAAAAGAAAAAAAUGUUUGCGGAGAAAGAAGACGAAGAAAAAAAGCUAGUUAUUUUUUUAAAAAAUCAUCUUUCGAACAUUAUUUAAGCAUUAUGGCAUAAAAAUGUGUAUCCCUUUUUUUGUUAUACUUGGCUUAGAUGAAAUUUGAGACCGUAUUUUCCCAAGUAUGUUGCAAGGAAGAAUUUAUCGGGGGGAAAUGAACAGUGUGAGUGUUUUUGUUUCUUUUUUUUGCUUUUUUUUAAUGACUGUAUAUAUUGUAUAGGAGAAAAAAAAAAAAUCUAUGUACAAUAUUGUAUUUGACUAUAUCUAAUUGAUAAUGAUGAUACUGUUGCCUAGAUGUGAAGUGUUCAGUUUAACUGAACUUGGAUUAGUAUUUUGCUCAGAAAAACAAAAAAACCACGAUUAAAAAAAAAAAAUGUUAAAAAAAAAAAAAAAAACAAACAAAUUUGAGGCAUGAGACGAGGACUUCUUUUCUCUCCUCUUUCCCACAA